Molecule: messenger RNA, 1164 nt
Organism: Nezara viridula (southern green stink bug)
Lineage: Eukaryota; Metazoa; Arthropoda; Insecta; Hemiptera; Pentatomidae
Source: the annotation of a GenBank genome assembly
UGUUGAUACUUGGCAAUUUGCUCCGCUAUGACGGAGUUGAUGAUGAACAAAUCAAACAUUUACCUUAAGAUAAGUUAGGAAUUAGUUAAAUGAAGAUCUUGAAUCUUCGUCUAGCUAAAUAUAUCCAUAUUUUAAAUACUUCCAUGGAUAAACUGGCAAGUGAGUGUUUACCUGAUAUUCAACGUUUUGAAUAUCAAGUGGCUGGCCACAAGACAGAUGACUCUGGGUGCAGUGGACUCUUAAAACAUAAGGAUGGCUAUGUGUUGAAACCUAUUCCCAAAUCACCCCAAGGUGAUAAUGAAAUCUCAUUUUAUGAAAGAGUGAAACAUGAUGUUAAGUUGCUUCCGUUACAAAGGUUCAUUCCUGAAUAUUUUGGUUACUCAUUCUUGAACAUCAAUAAUGCAGAUAUCAGAUUUUUGAAGUUGCAAGAUAUAACUAACCAAUGUUCGAAACCUUGUGUGAUGGAUGUUAAAAUAGGAAAACAGACUUGGGAACCAAGUGCAACUUUGGAAAAACGUAAAUCUGAAGAUGCCAAAUAUGCUGUUUCUAAAAGGGAAUUUGGGUUUUGUAUUCCAGGAUACCAUGUCUUUGAUAUUAAAUCAGGACUGGUAUUUAAAUUUGGCAAGGAAGAAGGAAAGAGAUUAGGAAGAGAAUCAACCAUUGCGGCUUUCAAGCAGUUUUUCAACUAUUCUUGUGGAUUUUCUUCAAUUAUUGUAAAACAUAUUACGAGUCAGAUGGCCGAUCUCCUGGAUUGGUGGAAUUCACAGAAUGUUAUCCAUGUUUAUUCAAGUUCUCUAUUACUUGUAUACAAUGCUGAAAAAUUAGAGGGAUUGCUAUCAGGAGCUUUAAAAGAAGAAGAACUGAUAACAGAUGGCUCAUGGGUCAAGAUACGUAUGAUAGAUUUUGCUCACGUUGUUCCUGCUAACAACCUAAAUGACCACAAUUAUAUUUCUGGUCUUUCAAACUUAAUUGCCAUUUUAAAAAGUAUUAUGUAAUUUAAAUGACCUAUAUAUUUUUAUAUGCUAGAGAUGUAUGUAUAUUUUUUCAUUUUAAGAAUUGAGAACGUAGAAAGUUAAUAUCUAUAUUUUUAUGUUAAAUUUUCAAAGGAUAUUUGUUAAUAAAACUUGCUAUAUUAAAAAAAAAUCUAUAAAAUUUAAUGCCUUG